UAAUCGGUCAAGCGACUGUCGAACUUAAGUCUGAGUGGUGAGUGCGGAGGGAUAGAGUGGGGGAAGGUGUAAAAUCGAAGGUGGUAGGAUUUUAUUGUUGGGAUUGAAGGAAGCUUUUGCUUUUGUACUACAGUGAUACUGAUUUCGCUUGAAUAUUAGAAAUGUUGGCAUGUCGGCGGUCUGCCUUAACAUUCCUAAGAUACAAUGCAAAUGUGAUGUCUGCUGAGAAACGUGAAAAGCAUACUUUACCAGAUUUGCCAUAUGAUUACAAUGCAUUGGAGCCAGUCAUCAGUGCAGAAAUCAUGAAACUUCAUCAUUCCAAACACCAUGCAACAUACGUAAAUAAUUUAAAUGUUGCAGAAGAGAAACUUCAGGAAGCGAAGGCAAAAAAUGAUAUUAGUACAAUAAUAAGCUUAGCCCCAGCACUGAAAUUUAAUGGUGGUGGCCACAUCAAUCACACAAUAUUUUGGCAAAAUCUGUCUCCAUGUGGUGGCAGUGCAGAAGGUGAGCUGUUAGAAGCAAUAAAAAGAGACUUUGGAUCACUGGAAAACAUGAAGGCAAAGUUAUCUGCUGCUGCUGUUGGAGUACAGGGUUCAGGUUGGGGUUGGCUGGGCUACAAUAAAGAAACACAGAGAUUGCAGCUGGCUGCAUGUGCCAACCAAGACCCUCUACAAGCUACUACCGGUCUGAUACCUCUGUUUGGUAUUGAUGUUUGGGAACAUGCAUAUUAUUUGCAAUACAAGAAUGUUAGAGCAGAUUAUGUAAAGGCUAUUUUUGAUGUAGUCAACUGGAAGGAUGUAUCUGAAAGGUACGCAAAGGCGAAGUGUAGCUAAGACUGUCUAUUGGCAUGUAAGAAUUGCCAUAGUAUUAUUCUGUAUGUUUCUCAUCAUCAACUGAACUGAUGUUGCUAUAUGCAUUUUGUUAUUUUUGUCUUACCUAUAUACACAGUCAUCAAUAAAAUGUGAACACAUUUGAUUUUUGUAUUGAGAGAGUAGUGUAUGUUGGUAACGUUAUGUAAGAUGAUACACACAUGCCUAAGGCUCUGUACAGUGUAAAAUAAAAUUUACAUUUAAACAAAAAUAAAUUUUCAUGGGCUAUUUAAAAA
Schistocerca nitens (vagrant locust) is the source of this 1105-nucleotide messenger RNA. RefSeq names its product superoxide dismutase [Mn], mitochondrial (gene Sod2). The transcript is spliced from 5 exons. Bases 162 to 833 code for a protein of 223 amino acids. NCBI's taxonomy places the organism in Eukaryota, Metazoa, Arthropoda, Insecta, Orthoptera, Acrididae. The record is from RefSeq and is a predicted model, not a curated record. Gene Ontology annotation, molecular function: superoxide dismutase activity; metal ion binding. Gene Ontology annotation, biological process: superoxide metabolic process. Gene Ontology annotation, cellular component: mitochondrion.